Molecule: messenger RNA, 3152 nt
Organism: Cyclopterus lumpus (lumpfish)
Lineage: Eukaryota; Metazoa; Chordata; Actinopteri; Perciformes; Cyclopteridae
Gene: cftr
Product: CF transmembrane conductance regulator
Biological process (GO): chloride transmembrane transport; bicarbonate transport
Cellular component (GO): cytosol; plasma membrane; apical plasma membrane
Molecular function (GO): chloride channel activity; ATP binding; ABC-type transporter activity
Source: RefSeq, a predicted model, not a curated record
AUGCAGGUUAAAGGCACUUCAGCUUUGGCUUCCCCUUUUACCACUUGGGCUGUGUAUAAAGAUGCGGACCUCUACCUGCUGGAUGCACCUUUCACCCACCUGGACAUCGUGACGGAGAAAGAGAUCUUUGAGAAAUGCGUGUGUAAACUCAUGGCGUCCAAGGCGCGCAUCGUGGUCACCAGCAAGUUGGAGCACCUCAAGCGGGCGGACCGAAUCCUCCUGCUGCACAACGGAGACUGCUUCUUCUACGGCACCUUCUCGGAGCUGCAGGCCAAGCGGCCCGACUUCAGCUCCCUCCUCCUCGGCAUGGAGGCCUACGACAACGUCAACGCGGAGCGACGCUGCUCCAUCCUCACCGAGACCCUCCGUCGGGUCUCCGUCGACGAGACCGCCGGCUUCCGGGGCCCGGAGACCAUCCGCCAGUCCUUCCGGCAGCCGCCGCCUCCGAUAAUCGGCCCCGGAUCCCAGGGCCACCGGGGGGCGGACGGCUACCCGGAAAAACGCAAACAGUCACUCAUCCUCAGUCCUGCGGCGGCCCGCAAGUUCUCCUUCAUCGGGAACUCCCAACAGGGCCCUCGAACGCCCCACAGUCAAACGAUAGAGGACGGGGCGCGGGAAUUUUCCGAACGCAAGUUCUCGGUGGUGCCCGAGGACGAUCAGGUGGAGGAGGUGCUCCCCAGGGGGAACCUGUACCACCACGGGCUGCAGCACCUCAACGGGCAGCGGCGCCAGUCCGUCCUGGCGUUCAUGACCAAAUCUCAGGGCCAGGAGCGCAGGGAGCAGAUCCAGUCGUCCUUCAGGAAGAAGCUGUCCAUCACGCCGCAGUGCGACCUGGUGUCCGAGCUGGACAUCUACGCCCGCCGCCUGUCCAAGGACAGCGUUUAUGACAUCAGCGAGGACGUGGACGAAGCAGACAUGGAGCAAUGCUUUGCAGAUGAACGAGAGAACAUCUUUGAAACUACCUCAUGGAGCACAUACCUUCGCUACAUCACCACCAACAGGAGCUUAGUCUACGUCUUGAUUUUCAUCGUCCUCGUCUUCUUCAUUGAGGUUGCUGGUUCAGUCAUUGGGAUUUUCCUCAUUACUGACGAGAUCUGGAGGGACGGCGCCAACCCCACGUCGCCGAACUUCAUCGACACGCAGCACCCCAACACCUCGUCGCCCUCCACCCACCUGGCGGUCAUCGUCACGCCGACCAGCGCCUACUACAUCAUCUACAUCUACGUGGCCACGUCGGAGAGCGUGCUGGCCCUGGGCUUCUUCCGGGGUCUCCCGCUCGUGCACACGCUGCUCACCGUGUCCAAGAGGCUGCACGAGCAGAUGCUCAGCGCCGUGCUGCGAGCGCCGAUGGCCAUGCUCAACACCAUGAAGACGGGCCGCAUCAUGAACAGGUUCACCAAGGACAUGGCCACCAUCGACGACAUGCUGCCUCUGGUGCUGUUCGACCUCAUUCAGCUCACGCUGAUCGUGACGGGCGCCAUCUUCACCGUGUCCAUCAUACGGCCUUACAUCUUCAUCGCCGCCAUCCCGCUGGCCGUCAUCUUCGUCAUCCUCAGAAAGUACUUCUUGAGAACCGGACAGCAGCUCAAGCUACUGGAGGCUGAAGCUCGCAGCCCCAUCUUCUCCCACCUCAUCAUCUCUCUGAAGGGCCUGUGGACCAUCCGGGCCUUCGGGCGUCAGACUUACUUUGAGACGCUGUUCCACAAGGCGCUGAACACGCACACGGCCACCUGGUUCCACUACCUGUCCACGCUGCGCUGGUUCCUCUUCCGCUGCGACAUGAUCUUCGUCCUGUUCUUCACGGCCGCCGCCUUCAUCGCCGUGGGAACCAACCAGGACAAACCAGGGGAGGUUGGCAUCAUCGUGGCCCUGGCCAUGCUCAUCCUGGGGACAUUCCAAUGGGCCGUCAUCACCAGCAUCACUGUAGACGGACUGAUGCGUUCGGUGGACCGCGUCUUCAAGUUCAUCGACCUGCCGUCGGAGGAGCCGCUGCCAGAGAAGUCCGGCGGUCACGGAGAGCCGGACCUCGUCAUCGGCAACCCGCACGCCCAAGGGUGCUGGCCCAACCGGGGCCGCAUGGAGGUCCAGGGCCUCACCGUCAAAUACACGGAGGCCGGCCGCUCCGUGCUCAGCGACAUCUCCUUCUCUGUGGAGGGAGGGCAGAGCAUCGGCCUGUUGGGGCGAACCGGCUCGGGGAAGAGCACCCUGCUCUCCGCUCUGCUGCGUCUCGCCUCCACCGAAGGAGAGAUCUCCAUCGACGGCGUCUCCUGGAGCUCCGUCUCCCUGCACACGUGGAGGAAGGCCUUCGGGGUGGUGCCACAGAGAGUUUUCAUCCUGACCGGCACGUUCCGUAUGAACCUGGACCCACACGGGGGCCACAGCGACGAGGAGCUGUGGAGGGUCGCCGAGGAGGUGGGCUUGAAGUCGGUGAUUGAACAGUUCCCAGACAAGCUGGACUUCCAGCUGGAGGACGGCGGUAACGUGCUGAGCAACGGCCACAAGCAGCUGCUGUGCCUCGCCCGCUCCAUCCUGAGCAAGGCCCGCAUCCUGCUGCUGGACGAGCCCUCGGCCUACCUGGACCCCAUAACGCUGCAGGUCCUGAGGAAGACGCUGAAGCAUUCGUUCUCCCGCUGCACCGUCAUCCUGUCGGAGCACCGGGUGGAGCCGCUGCUGGAGUGCCAGUCCUUCCUGAUGAUCGAGGGCAGCUCCAUGAAGAGCUACGACUCCCUCCAGAAGCUGCUGAACGAGACGAGCCUCCUGAAACAGGCCAUGAGCCCCUCCGACAGGCUCCGCCUCUUCCCGACGCUGCACCGCCUCAACUCCAGCAAGCGGGCGCCGCCGCCCACCGCCAAGAUCUCAUCGCUGCCGGAGGAGGCCGAAGACGAGGUCCACGACACUCGCCUCUGACCGACCAACACACACACACACACACACACACACACACACACACACACACACGAGGGUUCGAUACCGAUGAUUUACGAUACCCUCCCAGAUUAUUUUUGUUUAUUAAAUAGCACGAGAACUCAAUUUGUAGAUUUUUGCACUGAAAGAAAAUGUAAAAAAAAAAAAAAAUGGACAUAGUUGUGAUCAAUAUAAACCAGAAGCAUUAAAUCCUAAACUCUGGACUCUUCAUUGAUCCAUUUAAAGUG